Solenopsis invicta (red fire ant) is the source of this 3227-nucleotide messenger RNA. Its product is annotated as stromal membrane-associated protein 1. Gene Ontology annotation, molecular function: GTPase activator activity; metal ion binding. NCBI's taxonomy places the organism in Eukaryota, Metazoa, Arthropoda, Insecta, Hymenoptera, Formicidae. The record is from RefSeq and is a predicted model, not a curated record. The coding region runs from base 126 to 1532 and encodes 468 amino acids. The transcript has 8 exons.
GUGGUACCGUUGCGCCGCGCUCUUGUCAAGCGUUAUCGCUGGGAGGCGACACCACCGGGGUGUCGCGGUCGCCGUCACGCGUGGUCCCCGAUCCCUUCGCAAGGAGGACGCUCCCAGACGCGAAAAUGACGUCCCGUCACGAGAAGGAGCGUGCCAAGCAGAUCCAGGAGAAAUGUCAGAAUCUGUUGACGCAGAUGCUUCGCGACGAGGAUAACAAGUACUGCGUCGACUGUGACGCGAAAGGACCAAGGUGGGCCAGCUGGAAUUUGGGAAUAUUCUUAUGUAUCCGAUGCGCUGGUAUCCAUAGAAAUCUUGGAGUGCAUAUAAGCAAAGUCAAGUCCGUCAAUUUAGACACAUGGACACCGGAACAAGUAGUGAGUUUACAACAAAUGGGCAAUUCUCGAGCCCGAGCAGUCUAUGAAGCCAAUCUUCCAGAUAGUUUUCGAAGACCUCAAACAGAUUGUAGUCUGGAAAGUUUUAUUCGCGCAAAAUAUGAACAUAAAAAAUAUAUAGCUAGAGAAUGGGUGCCGCCUCCUUUACCAAAAGUAAAUUGGGAUAAAGAACUUGACGAAGAAGCUGAAAGGCAGCGUAGACGGAAAAAGGAGAGUUCGGAAGCUACAGUCUCUGUACUCCCACCUGUAAAAAAGCCGGAAGUAGUGCCUCAAUUGCCAAAACCUCGAAGUUCUGUUAGUCCUAAAUUGGGCAGAACAAAAGAAAAUUCUGCAAUCCUCGAUCUCUUAGGUCUUGAUGCACCAGCAACUAACCAAACAAAUGUAAAUGGUUCUGGGGACGACGUAUUUUCUUCCUUCUUGUCUGCACCGCCUGCUUCCAUAGCUUCAACUGGAAAUGAUUCUAAUGGAAGUAAAACAAACACCACCGCAAGUAAAAGCGAAGAGGAAAGCUUCUUUAAUCAACCGACCCCGCUACCUCAGGAAAAAAGCAAGAUGACUAAAGACAGUAUUUUAGCAUUAUAUGGUACACCAAGUCAUCAACCGAUUUAUGGUGUCUCAGGAGGAGUGUAUCCUCAACAUUCUGUUCCAUAUAAACAACAAAUGCCUAAUGUGGGUGCAUUUGGGCAACAAAGCUCCUUGGCUCAACUCGGUCAACUUCCCACGCAAUUACCGGUUACAAAUCAGAUACCUGUCAAUCAAAAUCAAAUUAUAGCGAAUCCUAAUUCGAUAGGUGCUGUAGCAGCUAAUCCUUUGGGUUUACAUAUAGGACAAAUAAAUCAACUAAAUGGUGUUCCUAAUGCUGCUGUCACAGUGCCACCUCAAAUGAUGAUGCAGCUAGGACAAAGUAAUAUUGCUAACAAUGGAUGGAGUGGAAUGCUGACACAGACUAUUCAACCAGCUCCCGGCAGCAAUCCCUUCUUUAAUUUAACAACACAACAACAACAAACUGCAUUUACCGCUCAGUUGCCACAACAAAUGUCGCAGAUGUCUCUGGGCGAUAUGAACUUUGCCUCUGCGACGGGCAAGCCUACCGCUGCCACGCUACCCGGGCAGACUCUUUCCACGAAUUUGUGGCAGUAAAAUUUAUUGCGAAUAUUGUUAGCCUGUUGAUUAUCUCAUUCAAUGUUGUAUACUCAUAUCGACAGUUUAUUAUCCAACGUAAUAAUUUCAUGUCCGUCGAUUGAACAUUGCUUUGGAAAGUAAUAACUGGCGAUGGAGACAAAAAUGAAAAAAAAAAAGAAUGACUUUGAGUGUUGUCUCAACACAUAAUUCGUCAAUGUUUAUAGUGUUUCAAGUAGAUACAUAUUUUUAUUUGAAAGUCUUCAUCAGCUUUCAACGUUACUGUUGAAGGAGGAAAAAGAAACUGGAAUAAAAAUCAGACAAGUCUUUGACCGAAUGUAAGGAAUAAAAAUGUUAUUUGACACUAAAUAUGUAUCUCAUGAUGCAAAUUAUGUUGCUACAAUAAGGGCUUUUUGUAAUUGCGAUUAAAAUAUAUACCAGGGUCCAUCUUCAACAUAACAGAAUAUUUAUUCGAGUCAAUAAUAAAAAAAGGUGUAAUUUUAAUUAGCUCAGAUUUUGUUGUUAAAAUUGUUAUGAAAUGUAUUUAUGAGUUUAUUCGUGAAACAGGAAUGCGUUUGGCAUAAAGUACAUUUUUUUUUUAUCAAACAGCAUCGAAAAUUGAGUGGAAAAUUCAGUGGAAUUAUACUGAUUUCAAAUGUUGAUUCAAAUAAAAAUAUACAUGCAUUGUGUACAAGUUCCGUUAGAGAUAUAAAAAGACUUGGAUCUUCAACUUAUUUUUAAGGUAUUAUAUUCGACACGUGCAAUAUGUGUCCACAUUUAUUCUGUAUUGGUAAAUAAAUGCAAAAUAAUAUAAAUGCGAGAUAUAACGCAUUUCACUAAAAUAUAGAAUAUAUUACUGUUGCGACAAUGGUUUAAAUAGUUCGGCAAACUAUUUAUUGCAAAUAUCUACGUUAUGUGAAAAAAAUUCGUAAAUCGUUGAUGCUACGAAUUCUGAAGCAUUUUGAUUAAAUAUGUCAAAUUUUAGUCAAACUGAAUAAUACAUAAAAAAUUUUUGUUUUUUGAAAAAAAAUUAAAAAAAAAUACUCUGCAAUCGCGCAAGUAAUAAGAAAAUAUACACGUAUUUAUUUUAUUGUGCAAAUUAUAUUAAUUAUGCUUGUCUGUAUAUUAUCAGUAAAACGUAUUGCGAACAACAGUUAUUAAUACAUUGUUCAUAUGUGAAGAUAAAUUUAUUUAAUACGUGGGAGGCACUACUAUACUUAGAUGUGUAAUCACAACCUGUCUUUCAAAGUACCGAUAAUGAUGAUUAUGCAGACUAUCUAAGCAUUGCGUAUAUUUUCUCAUUUACAGGUUCUAUAUAUAAAGUUAUAAUCAAUUGUAACACAUUAAUAAGUUCAGAAAUGUGAAUUAAGUAAAUUUUAUUUUUCAUGAUUAUGGUAUUUUUGAUGACUUGAUUACCAAUAUACAACACUCCAAAUUUAAUCUAAGGAACCUGUAAUCAAGAAAAAAGUGCGAUGCGCGAGACAUUGUAUAUGGAUAUAGCAAGACACAGUAUUUUUGGCAAGUAUUGGCGUUAAUAUGAACAGUUAAAUCACUCUAAGUGAUUCCUGAUAAUCAAUGAAAGCUGUACCAAGAGGGACUUAAGAAAGCUCAUCUUAAUAAUUGUUGCCUACAGUAUCAAGCUGUUAUUUAUAUGAAUUAUUAUAAGUAUAAUGAAAUAGUGUACUUGUGUCAAAAUAUAACAUUUUAUUGUAAUAA